Messenger RNA from Talaromyces stipitatus ATCC 10500, 900 nucleotides. RefSeq names its product microsomal signal peptidase subunit (gp23), putative. The coding region runs from base 142 to 882 and encodes 246 amino acids. The transcript is spliced from 3 exons. NCBI's taxonomy places the organism in Eukaryota, Fungi, Ascomycota, Eurotiomycetes, Eurotiales, Trichocomaceae. Gene Ontology annotation, cellular component: signal peptidase complex; membrane. The record is from RefSeq and is a predicted model, not a curated record. Gene Ontology annotation, biological process: protein targeting to ER.
GGACUCAAUACCUACUCCAAUUGCUAAACUCAUCAAGUUAUUUCUGUACUUGGGCAUCAUUUUCGUCAGUUAAAUAUACGCCUGAGGGCGUUCCUAUAUCACUGAUUGCUUCAUUUUGCGCAGUCUCAACAAUCAACAACCAUGCAUUCCGCAAGCAAUCGUGUACAGGGCGUAUUCGGCUUCUUCACAACAGUGGCAGCUUUUGUCGCCGGAUUUGCAGCUCUAUCUGUCCUUUUGCAUCCUGCCACAGAUGUUUCAUCUAGCAUCGGUUUGACAAAUGUGCAAGUGGUCCGAGGUCGACCGCACUACUACUCCUCCAAACGAGAAGAAUAUGCCCGAAUCGAAUUCGAUCUUGAUGCAGAUCUCUCCCCGCUAUUCAAUUGGAACACAAAACAACUCUUCGUCUACGUCCUAGCCUCGUAUCCCGCGUCUUCGGCAGCAAGCGAAAAUCCUCACAACUCCGAAGCUAUCAUCUGGGAUAUGAUCAUUCCCGCACCAGAAUCGCCAUAUUCAUUUUCCAAUCUGAAAGAACGAUUCUUCCCAUCAACCACAAAGUCCGUCGGCAAGAACUCCAAGAAGACCAAUAAUAAGAAAACGCAACCGAAGAAAACCGAACAGCAACAAUCAGGUAUCCUACACCUACGCAACCAAAAAUCAAAAUACCAAAUCACGGAUAUCUCGGGUAAGAUUGCGGAGCGGGAAAACGUCACGCUCACAGUAGGCUGGAAUGUGCAGCCCUGGGUUGGAGCGUUGUUGUGGAGUGAAGGGACAGGAGCGUGGCCUAGGACGGAGGGACAGGUUGGAAGGAGUAAAUCGUUUAAAUUCCCGGCAAUAAAGACCAAGUCGAGCACGGGUACGACGUCGCAGGCUACGUAUGUUUAAGUCGGGCGUUGGGCAUAU